Molecule: messenger RNA, 2996 nt
Organism: Cylicocyclus nassatus
Lineage: Eukaryota; Metazoa; Nematoda; Chromadorea; Rhabditida; Strongylidae
Source: the annotation of a GenBank genome assembly
UUCAGAAUGCUCCUGAUAAAUUUCUUCCUUGUUAUAUUCAUCGCUUGCACUUCUUUCGCUACCACUGAAAAGAAGAUAGGCAAAAAUAUAAGAAAAUUCAUUCCUGAUGGAAGGCUGAACCAGAUGAGUGAAGAGGAAAGAUCCAUCUUCUGGGAACUUCAGGAGGAUCUCCUAAGGAAAUAUCUGACUGAGAAGGAUUUUUGGGCUGCGUUGGAGGAAAGGUUACCCGCCCUAAAUGAAAGAAUCAAAAGCUUUGCUAAUUUCAUGCGCUCCAAAGUCAACACACUUGGGGAUGAAGCAAAGGCGUUUGCGCAAAUAGUUAUCGACGAAACCCGUAUUAUCCACGCGCUACUGAUUGCCAGAGAUUCCAGACUACCGCUUGACGUUAUUAGGGCGAAAGCUAAAGAGCACUUGUUUUACUACAAAAAUCUUUCCAAUGCUGCUAAGAAGGAAAUCAUGAAAACCUUCCCUUUUCUUACUAUGAUCCUCGCAGACGUAGCAAUGAGAGUGCAAGUAGAAAGGCCAUGGUUGAAUCACAUCAAUCAUUAUAAACCAGGAUACAAAAUGGGCUCGUACGUCCGAUCUGGUAAGGUUGGGGCACAUCAGGCAAGGUCCAAAGAUGAAUCGCAAAAUUGGCUUCUCGCCUACGCGGGUGUAAAAUACGCCCAGAUUCAAGAAUGGAUUGAAACGGAUAUUGCUUUUGACCAGUAUUCGCCAAACUACCGACGAUUUCAAUGGAAACUCAACAUCCCUGAUAACGGCCCAAGCCUCAACGCUAUCAGGAAAGUUCGAGCCCCAUUACUACGGCGAAUUUCACGGUGCAUCAUCAUGGUUGAUGCGUUGGAGUUCGGAGAUGUCUUCACCGAAGAUAUGGGCGUUUUGAACCCCGGACGUAUCAAGUUUGCGGAGUCUAUGAUACAAUUUAAAAACGAGAAAACGGGAAAGUUGAACACAGCAAACGCAUCGGACCUUGACAUUUUGAAUUGGCAACGGCUUGGUAAUCGACCUGGCAUCAAACUACGAUUCAGUGAUGGUAGAAAGAUGAGAUUUGGUGGAUUCAAAGACUCAGAUUUGGACAAAAUCAAGCAGUUUGCCCAGAAGAAUUGGAAUAAGGAUGUAGAACAGAACGAACUCGUGCUGAAAGGUUGGAAUUACGGGAAUUGUCAAGUAGAUGGUCAGUCGGUGGAGUUCACGCUUGACAACAAGCCAGUAUUCGAAGUACCACUUUCCAAUGUUGCAAAUUGUGUGGGAAAUAAAAACGAAGCUACACUAGAAUUCCAUCAGAAUGAUGAUUGCCCUACAUCCCUUAUUGAAAUGCGAUUCCAUAUGCCGGCUGAUGUAGAUGAUGAGGAAUCGGAUCCGGUUGAGGAGUUUCGAAAAGCUGUUAUGGCCUUUGCUGGAAUUGAGACUGAAACUGGUCAACCUGUUGCCUCGUUGCAACAAAUCCUUUGCACAACUCCACGUGGCCGAUACGACAUCAAAGUGUUCCCCAAUCAUCUUUCACUUCACGGAAAGACGUACGAUUACAAAAUUCCCAUCAAAACAAUUAUGCGUCUCUUCCUUGUUCCGCACAAAGAUGGCCGUCAUGUGUAUUUUGUUAUAUCACUAAAUCCACCAAUCCGGCAAGGUCAAACCAGAUAUCACUAUCUUGUGCUUGAAUUCCUCAGAGAGGAUGAGAUCGACCUUGAGCUAGGGUUGACCGAGCAGCAACUGAAUGAGCAAGUGAUGAUUAAUAUGAAAAUAACUGUGCCAGGAAAUUUUGUAGGGCACUCCGGUACUCCUGCGGUAAUGUGUGCUCACAGGCAAGCCUCUGGUUUUCUUUAUCCACUUGAGAAAGGGUUCCUCUACAUUCACAAACCACCCAUGUACAUCCGAUUCGAGGAGGUUGCUUCCGUCCACUUUGCUCGUUCUGAUGUGUCUACACGAUCUUUUGACUUCGAAAUCGAGCUCAAAUCUGGUCAAGUGUUAGUCUUCAACAGCGUAGAGAAAGAAGAAUACAAUAAGCUCUAUGACUACGUUCAAAACAAGCAUCUGCGCAUCCGCAACGCAAAGAAAAUGGAUAAGAACUACGCCGAAGAUCGCUUUGCCGGUUCGGAUGACGAAAUUGACCCAUACAAAGAGACCGUCAAAGCAGAAGGAAAAGAGCGCACCGGUGCGGGUAGCGACGACGACUCGGAUUCUGAGGACGAUGACUACGAUCUUGACGAAGACAUCAAGAAGCGUAAAGAGGACCGUGACUCAAGCGAAGGAAGCGGCUCGGAACCUGAAGAAGAGUUCGAUUCCGAGGCGGGAUCCAGUGAAAGUGGUGGUGGAGGCGGUUCAGAUGCUGAGGAAUCACCAAAGAAGAAAAAGAAGAAGGAAAAGGAGCCAAAAGAGAAGAAGGAGCGAAAGGAAAAGAGCGGAAAAGAAGGCAAGAAAGGAAAACGUGAGAAAGACCCCAAUGCGCCAAAGAGGGCUCAGUCUGCUUACUUCCAUUGGUUGAACGAAAACAGAGUGAAGAUCAAAAAGGAGGGAGAUACCGUAGCUGAUGUAGCUAAACGUGCAGGAGAAAUAUGGAAGAAUAUGGACGCAGAAGCAAAGGAGCCAUGGGAGAAGAAAGCAGCCGCUGAUCGAAACCGUUACGAGAGUGAAAUGAAAGAGUACAAAAAGGGAGGCGGGUCCAAACCAGCCUCGUCAACUGCUGAUUCAAGCAAUGCAAAGAAAUCUUCUGGACCAUCUCCACUGAAAGCAAAAUCCAAAGAGUACAUUUCUGACAGCGAUGAUUCCGAUGAUGAUGACGACAAACCUCUGCGACCGAAAGAGAAAGCGGAGAAGGAUGUGAAAAAAGAAGUGAAGGAGGAGAGUGACAAUUCUGAACACAGUGACUAAUGCGGAAGUACUGCUCUAGCACAUUUCAUUAUACACUAUUACUUGUUAUUGUUUAUGGAUACCUGUGCACGUUGUAUACAUUUUGAAUGGAAAUGGUGAAAAUAAGCGGUUAAUAAAGACCAGAUCUC